Messenger RNA from Eucalyptus grandis, 3762 nucleotides. RefSeq names its product pre-mRNA-splicing factor ATP-dependent RNA helicase DEAH1. Gene Ontology annotation, cellular component: intracellular anatomical structure; catalytic step 2 spliceosome. NCBI's taxonomy places the organism in Eukaryota, Viridiplantae, Streptophyta, Magnoliopsida, Myrtales, Myrtaceae. The transcript has 28 exons. The record is from RefSeq and is a predicted model, not a curated record. The coding region runs from base 194 to 3364 and encodes 1056 amino acids. Gene Ontology annotation, molecular function: RNA binding; ATP binding.
GCAGAGUACCAAAUUGGAAGAAGGGAGCUGCCCAGAGAAACCUCUCAUUUUCCUCGCCGAUCGCCCGCGCGCCGCAAAAUCCACCGGCCUUCUUCUUGCCGGCGCCGCCGUCAAUCAGGCGAGCAGCCGAGCCUCCUCCCUCGCAUCGCCGGGCAGACUUGUACAUAUCUCGUAACUAUUGCUGCAUUUGGCCAUGGGAAGUGAGAGCAAUCUCAAGACCUGGGUCUCGGACAAGUUGAUGUCGCUAUUGGGGUAUUCCCAAUCCACCAUUGUCCAGUAUUUUAUUGAACUAGCUAAGCAGUCGUCUUCGCCCACUCAAGUGGUGGACAAGCUGGUGGAGUUUGGUCUAUCGUCAUCGAGUGAAACCCGUGCUUUUGCAGAAGAGGUUUUUGCCAGAGUACCCCAUAAAACAGCUGGUUUGAGUCUUUAUCAAAAGCAAGAAAGGGAAGCUGCUUUGUUGGCAAGGAAACAGAAGACUUAUGCAAUGCUGGAUGCUGAUGACGAUGAUGACGACGGCGAUAGCAAACCUAAUGUCAGUCAAGGAGGCAUUGACAAUGGGUCUUCUAGCAUCACAAUUUCAGAGACUGGCAAAGGAGCUUCUCAUAAGAAACGGUUUAGGAAAAAGAGUGGAAGUCAUGAAGAUGAGGAUGAGGAGUCCAUUGCUCAUGUUGAUGAAGAAAGAAUGGUCAAAAGACGGGCUUCUUACGACGAAGAUGGUGGCUCUGAGUCGGAGGAAGAAAGAUCACGCGAUCAAAAAGAAAGGGAAGAACUGGAACGACAUUUGAAAGCACGAGAUGCAGCGGGAACUCGGAAGCUAACAGAGCCAAAAUUGACACAAAGGGAAGAAGAGGAGGCACGUCGAAGAUCAGAUGCUCAAGAGCAUGAUGAUUUGGAAGCUUUAAGAAAAGUUUCAAGACAAGAAUAUUUAAAAAAGAGAGAGCAGAAGAAGUUGGAAGAAAUCAGGGACGACAUAGAGGAUGAGCAAUACUUAUUUCAGGGUGUAAAACUUACAGAAGCAGAAGAACGCAACUUCAGAUACAAGAAGAAAAUCUAUGAGUUAGCAAAAAAGUAUCAAGAAGGUGAUGAUAAUACAGAUGAAUACAGGAUGCCAGAUGCUUAUGAUCAGGAUGGGGUUGUAAAUCAGGAAAAGAGAUUUGCUGUGGCUUUGGAGCGCUACAGAGACCCUGGUGCUGCUGAAAAAAUGAACCCAUUUGCUGAGCAAGAGGCUUGGGAGGACUACCAGAUUGGAAAAGCAACUCUCAAAUUUGGUUCCAAGAAUAAAAAGCAAACCUCUAAUGACUAUGAGUAUGUUUUUGAGGACCAGAUAGAGUUUAUAAAGUCAAAUGUGAUGACUGGGGAGAAUUUUGAUGAACCAAAUGCCGAGUCAAUCGAGGAGUCCAAGGCACAGACUGCAUUGGAGAAGCUCAAGGAGGAGAGAAAGACUCUGCCUAUAUAUCCAUACAGAGAGCAGUUACUUGAAGCUAUUCGUGAUCAUCAGGUUCUUGUAAUUGUUGGAGAAACUGGUUCUGGGAAGACAACCCAGAUACCUCAAUAUCUGCAUGAAGCUGGGUAUACUAAGCAUGGAAUGAUUGCAUGUACCCAGCCACGUCGAGUUGCUGCAAUGAGUGUCGCUGCUCGUGUUUCUCAGGAAAUGGGUGUAAAGCUUGGUCACGAGGUUGGCUAUUCUAUUCGUUUUGAAGACUGCACCUCGGAGAAGACACUAUUGAAGUACAUGACGGAUGGAAUGUUGUUGCGAGAGUUCUUGGGUGAGCCGGAUCUUGCUAGCUAUAGUGUGGUGAUGGUUGAUGAAGCCCAUGAAAGAACGCUUUCCACAGAUAUUCUUUUCGGAUUAGUAAAGGAUAUUGCUCGCUUUAGGCCUGAUAUCAAGUUGCUUAUUUCAAGUGCCACACUAGAUGCGGAGAAGUUCAGUGAUUUUUUUGACUCCGCCCCGAUAUUUAGAUUUCCAGGAAGGCGGUAUCCGGUCGAAAUUCUUCACACCAGUGCACCUGAAGCAGAUUACUUGGAUGCAGCUAUUGUUACUGCUCUUCAAAUACAUGUACAGCAACCACGUGGCGAUAUUUUGAUUUUUCUUACUGGUCAAGAGGAAAUUGAAGCAGCGGAAGAGCUUUUGAAGCAUAGGAUAAGGGGUUUUGGCUCCAAAAUUGGUGAACUCAUUAUAUGCCCGAUAUAUGCUAAUUUGCCUACAGAUCUUCAGGCAAAAAUAUUUGAACCCACACCAGAAGGUGCUCGUAAGGUGGUCCUUGCAACAAAUAUUGCUGAGACAUCAUUAACAAUUGACGGAAUAAGCUAUGUGAUUGAUCCGGGUUUUUGCAAGAUGAAAUCGUACAACCCAAGGACGGGAAUGGAAUCGCUGCUAGUAACUCCAAUCUCCAAAGCUUCAGCAAUGCAGAGAGCUGGCCGCGCCGGAAGAACUGGUCCAGGAAUGUGUUUCCGGUUGUACACGUUACACAAUUAUCAAACUGAUCUAGAAGAUAACACUGUACCAGAGAUUCAACGUACCAACCUUGCUAAUGUUGUCUUGACACUAAAAAGCCUUGGCAUUAGUGAUUUACUAAAUUUUGAUUUCAUGGAUAGACCGCCGGCUGAAUCAUUACUCAAAGCCUUAGAAGUUCUUUUUGCACUUGGUGCAUUGAAUAAGCUUGGUGAGAUGACAAAGGCAGGUAGACAAAUGGCUGAGUUUCCACUUGACCCCAUGCAAUCUAAAAUGAUAGUUGCAUCAGAUAAGUACAAGUGCUCAGACGAGAUAAUCUCCAUUGGUGCUAUGCUUUCUGUUGGAAAUUCAAUAUUUUAUCGUCCGAAAGACAAACAAGUUCAUGCUGAUAAUGCACGGAUGAACUUCCACACUGGAAAUGUGGGAGACCACAUAGCUCUGCUUAAGGUAUACAAUUCUUGGAAAGAGACUAAUUACUCCACGCAAUGGUGCUAUGAGAAUUACAUACAGGUCAGGAGUAUGAAGCGUGCUAGAGAUGUCAGAGACCAGUUGGAGGGGCUCUUAGAGAGGGUUGAAAUUGAACUUACUUCUAAUAUGAACGAUUUAGAGGCAAUUAAAAAGGCUAUAACGUCAGGGUUUUUCCCCCACUCGGCUAGACUACAGAAAAAUGGAUCUUAUAAGACAGUGAAACAUCCGCAGACAGUUCAUAUACAUCCAAGUUCAGGGUUGGCACAGGCACUUCCGAGAUGGGUGGUGUAUUAUGAAUUAGUUCUAACAACCAAAGAAUACAUGAGACAAGUCACUGAAUUGAAGCCAGAGUGGUUGGUGGAAAUAGCUCCCCACUAUUACCAGCUCAAAGAUGUUGAUGACUCUGGAUCAAAGAAAAUGCCUCGUGGAACGGGACGAGCAUGAUUGGAUUAUCAGCUGGUCACCAAGGGUCAGGGAAACUCUGAAGAUGUUUCCGAAGAUGAUGAGUGGAUGAUAAAGCAGCCAUGCGAAGAGUACUUCCGUAAAACCCAAACAUCUCUGUAUGAAGAUCACUGGGUUAUUCAAUGCUUACAAACAAUGCUGACCGCCUUAGGCAUACAAAGAGAAGUUCAUGUAGUGUUUGACUGACAAUUACAGUUGUACAGAUCCCUGUUUGGGGUUAGAUUAGGCUAGUGCAAUUUUGUAAACUGUAAAUUUUCUGAGAGUUUGGUGUAGCAUAGCAAUGGCAUUGCUGGGAAUUGAUUCAAGCAAAAAUUUCUUAGUAAGACAUCUGCUGACGAAUAGCUCAAAUUCUUUUCAUAUGAUAUCACAACUUCAUGUCC